Messenger RNA from Brassica oleracea var. oleracea, 1026 nucleotides. RefSeq names its product 21 kDa protein-like. NCBI's taxonomy places the organism in Eukaryota, Viridiplantae, Streptophyta, Magnoliopsida, Brassicales, Brassicaceae. The transcript is spliced from 3 exons. Gene Ontology annotation, molecular function: enzyme inhibitor activity. The coding region runs from base 1 to 906 and encodes 301 amino acids. The record is from RefSeq and is a predicted model, not a curated record. Gene Ontology annotation, biological process: negative regulation of catalytic activity.
AUGCUUGAAGAUGAUAUCCUAAUCACAGAAGAGCUAACUUCUGAGAAAAAGAAUCAAAUGUAUUUGAAGUUGGUUGAUUCAACAAUAGGUCGUGUGUUUGGUCUUGGAGCUCUUCUUAGUGAGGUUUCACUCAAUGGUAAAAAGCCAGUCACCAUUGAAAGCAACUUAGAAAAUGAUGAGUUCAAGAAAAAGGUACAAGACAUUUCUCAAGAAAAUGAAGAUAUCAAAGAAAGGCUGAGCAAACUUGACGGCUUGGAGAAAAUGAUUGCGAUUCUUUGUCCAGCUAUUCUAUCCACCGAUGAAAAUCUUAUCUCAAAUCCAAAUCUUUUUCUCUCCAUUGCUCUUCUUCUCUUCAUCACAUCCUCAUCAAUCAAAAUUCUCAAAUCAUACCAACUUAGAUUACAUAAAAAAUCAUGCAAUCUCACACUAUACAAAAUCCUUUGCUACAUUUCUCUAUCUCCUUACGCCUUAACUAUCGAGUCCAACCCUCAAAAGCUCACCGUCACCGCCCUCAAUCUCACCGUCUUUUUCGCUAAAUCCGCAACUAAAUACAUCAAGAACAUUCCUCAUAGCGGAAACGGGCUAACACGUUUUGAAGCGGGUGCGGUUGCUGAUUGCCUAGAGGAGAUUGGAGACUCAGUGAGUGAGCUCCAAGAUUCGUUGAGAGAGCUGGAUUCGAUUAACCACAAGGAUAGUUCGAAAUUUGAGAUGGUUAUGUCGGACGUUAAGACAUGGGUCAGUGCAGCUCUCACCAAUGAUGAUACAUGUAUGGAUGGUUUCGGUCAAAGCGCUGGAGCCAAAGCGGCAGUGAAAGAUUUGGUUAGGGGACAUGUUAUUAAGGUUUCUCGGAUGACUAGCAACGCGCUUGCUCUCAUUAAUAUGUACGCGUCUACAGAUGUACACUGACCAUACAUGCUCAUGAUACACAAACUUAGUUUUUACUUAUCUUUUAUUGGCAAAAACUGCUUAUAAUUGUUUGUAUCUACAUUAUGUACUUGUUAAAUAUUUAUGUAAUGUAAAUUUCUG